Molecule: messenger RNA, 1553 nt
Organism: Pectinophora gossypiella (pink bollworm)
Lineage: Eukaryota; Metazoa; Arthropoda; Insecta; Lepidoptera; Gelechiidae
Product: protein cortex-like
Exons: 9
Coding region: 112-1467 (451 amino acids)
Biological process (GO): positive regulation of anaphase-promoting complex-dependent catabolic process; positive regulation of ubiquitin protein ligase activity; anaphase-promoting complex-dependent catabolic process
Cellular component (GO): anaphase-promoting complex
Molecular function (GO): protein binding; ubiquitin ligase activator activity; anaphase-promoting complex binding
Source: RefSeq, a predicted model, not a curated record
ACAAAAGUGACAAGCCACUCAAGUGCAUUUAACUAUGUUAUUUUAAUAAAAGUAUAUUUAUUCAAUUAAAGUUAUCAAUUUAUUUACGUGUGUAGUAUAUUAAUUUAUAACAUGAAUAGACCUGUGUUUGGUAAAAAAUCUUCCCAUCAACAGCGGAGCAGGGUGGAUAGGUUCGUGCUGCCUCGGGAGUCGUUCACGGACGAGCGCCGGCGCAGGGCGUGGCGCGGCGAUCUGCACAACGAUACCGUUGACAUAUGGGAAGCGAAACACCAAAAACAGAGGAAAUACAAGAGCUAUUUGGACGAAGUGUUCGGCCUGGAGCCGACUAAGGGCCAGGAAGUGAGAGGGGUGGAGGGCGCAUGCGUGCAGCCCUGGCCAUGCGCCCCGAGGCGGAGGGGAUACCUCUCCUCCGCUGAUAGCAUCCUCGACUUGCCUACUUAUAGUUACGCUACGUUUCCAGAGCUCUUGGACUGGAGUAGGAGCAACAUGCUGGUGGCGGCGCUGGGUAACAACUACCACAUGUUCAGCUGGACGGCGCAGAGCGUCAUGGGGCAGGGCGUCACGCAGUACCCCAUACACUGCUGCAAAUUCCAGCCCACUGGAGACUUGCUCUUGAUAGGGUCAAACAUGAGGACGGUGGAACUGCACGACACUGUACGGAGCAAGAAUGUUGCUGAAGGUUGCUGCAAGUGCUAUGGAGAUGACGUCACCAAGAUCUGCGCCAUUACUGCAGUGGACUGGAGUCCCACUGGAUACUCAUUUGUUUCAGGCUGCUCUCGCGGGCAUGUGAUAGCCUUCGACCGGAGGACACUCCUGAUCAACAGCUGGAAGCGGUUGAGCCGCUCCCCGAUACUUACAGUGAGGAUAUCUCCAGACGCCAGAUACGUCGCGGCUGUCGCCUUCAACUCAUCACUGGUUCACGUCCUGGUCUGGCCUUCCUUGGAGUACCAUUCGAGUUUAAACUCCAAUUGGAUUGUAAAGACUAUAGCAUGGCACCCGUGGCGUAGCGCCCUUCUCGGAGUGGGUGUGAUGACGUCAGCUCUCCACACCACUAUCGCCAUGUGGGACACGCCCUCCUCUCGGUUGCGGGAAGCCAAGCUCGGCCACUACAACCAGUACAGCCUCGACGUCAUGAUGUUCAGCCACAGGACCGGCGAGCUCGUGCUUAGCAUGUGGAAUUCAGCCAGAGCAGUGUCAUUCCCAAAGACGUGCGCGCAACUAGUGGUGAUGAGCGACCCGUACACCGUGGUGGACCAAUCCGGAGAGGGCAAGAGUGGACUGGACCGCGUGAGGACCAUGGUGUUCAGCCCGGACGGGACAAAACUUGCCACGGCGACCGCAGACGAAGACCUGAUCAUCUGGAACUUUCUUCCAGAAGAUAAAAAAAAGAAGAAUACAAAUUCUAGAAGAUUCUCAGCCGGCCCUGUGUAUCUCGACUAUAUCACUCAUGGAUUUGUUAUUCGAUAAAUAUUGUUGUUGUUCUAUAAUUUUAUGUUACGAUGGAUAUUGAUUUUAUCAAAUUUUGUAAUGAUUUUUAAUAAAAUAAUUUAUUG